AUGGACUUGAUUUCUCAAACUGAGAAAUGCCUUGGCUCUCCUGAACCAUGGUACAAAGGGACUGUUGAUGUGUCAACAUAUAUCUGUCAGGAUAACACUCGCAAUGCAGGAGAAUCCCCCGUUUUAUUGGAACCAAAUAGAAUGCCUGCUAUUAUUCCAAUUGCUCAACUUUCAACGUUGAUUUCGACACGAGUCGUCGAGGGGGUAAUUAUUCGUAAAAGCGACGUUUGUACGUUUGGAGGUGGAUCGGGAAAGUUUUUCAAUUUUGACAUCGCAGAUUUGCACUCUGAAAUACGAUGUAAAGCGUUUAAUGAAAUUCUUGAUAUGUUCUUCGGAUUGAUAAAAGUCGGCCAGGCAUACCAUUUCGAAAACUUUGUCCUGAUUCGUAGCAAUAAACUAUAUAAUCAUUUAUCCCACGAAUUUGAAAUAAAUUUGACGAAAAAUACUAUUUUGUACGAAAUUUCUGACCAUAUAUUUCCAACUAUACCUGUUCCUUUCAAUAUGGUAAACAUUUCGGACAUUGCAAUUUCCAUGGUUGGCAAAUGUGUCGAUGUAUUUGCAACGGUGACAUACAUUAAUAAUGUGGAUUUGAUUUUUGUUGCGAAAAGAAACACUCACUGCUAUACAAGAAACGUCAGUGUUGCUGAUGAUACAGGCACGAUCGAUAUAAUUCUUUGGAAUGACUUUGCGACGAAAUUUUCAACAGUGGUGAAUACAAAAGUUCGGUUUAAAAAUUUACUAGUCCAACUAUUCAAAGGCAAACUUCAACUUACAACAAUCAUGACAACGGUCAUAAAUUCAGAAGACGAAGCACAACAAGUUUAG
Adineta ricciae is the source of this 825-nucleotide messenger RNA. The record is from the annotation of a GenBank genome assembly. NCBI's taxonomy places the organism in Eukaryota, Metazoa, Rotifera, Eurotatoria, Adinetida, Adinetidae.